Messenger RNA from Neogale vison (American mink), 1257 nucleotides. RefSeq names its product tryptophan 2,3-dioxygenase (gene TDO2). The record is from RefSeq and is a predicted model, not a curated record. The transcript has 12 exons. Lineage: Eukaryota; Metazoa; Chordata; Mammalia; Carnivora; Mustelidae. Gene Ontology annotation, molecular function: heme binding; metal ion binding; L-tryptophan 2,3-dioxygenase activity. Bases 37 to 1257 code for a protein of 406 amino acids.
GUCAAACCAGUGCUUCACAGACGGUGUGUUUUCACCAUGAGUGGGUGCCCAUUUUUAGGAAACAACUUUGGAGGGGCUUUUAAAAAAUUAUCCAUAGAAGGCAAUGAAGAAGACAAAUCACAAACCGGUGUGAAUAAAGCCAGCAAAGGAGGACUUAUUUAUGGAAACUACCUGCACUUGGAAAAGGUUUUGAAUGCACAGGAACUUCAAAGUGAAAUAAAAGGAAAUAAAAUCCAUGAUGAACAUCUUUUUAUCAUAACUCAUCAAGCUUAUGAACUCUGGUUUAAGCAAAUCCUCUGGGAAUUAGAUUCUGUUCGAGAGAUCUUUCAGAAUGGCCAUGUCAGGGACGAAAGGAACAUGCUGAAGGUUGUUACUCGGAUGCACCGGGUGGCAGUGAUCCUGAAACUACUAGUACAGCAGUUUUCGGUCCUGGAAACCAUGACGCCCUUGGACUUCAAUGACUUCAGAGAGUACUUAUCUCCAGCAUCAGGCUUCCAGAGUUUGCAAUUCCGACUCUUAGAAAACAAGAUAGGUGUCCUUCAGAGUUUGAGGGUCCCUUACAACAGAAGACAUUAUCGUGAUAACUUCAAAGGAGAAGAUAACGAACUGCUACUUAAGUCGGAGCAAGAGAAAACACUACUGCAGCUAGUGGAGGCAUGGCUGGAAAGAACACCAGGUUUAGAGCCACAUGGAUUUAACUUCUGGGGAAAGUUUGAAAACAACAUUGUGAAGGGCCUGGAGGAAGAAUUCACAAGAAUUCAGGCUAAGGAAGAGUCAGAAGAAAAAGAGGAACAAAUGGCUGAGUUUCAGAAACAAAAAGAGGUAUUACUCUCCUUGUUUGAUGAGAAGCGUCAUGAACAUCUCUAUAGUAAGGGUGAAAGACGACUGUCAUACAGAGCACUUCAGGGGGCCUUGAUGAUCUAUUUUUACAGGGAAGAGCCUAGAUUCCAGGUGCCCUUUCAGCUGCUGACUUCUCUCAUGGACAUAGACACACUCAUGACUAAGUGGAGAUAUAACCAUGUGUGCAUGGUCCACAGAAUGCUGGGUAGCAAAGCUGGCACUGGUGGGUCCUCUGGCUAUCAGUACCUGCGCUCAACAGUGAGUGACAGGUACAAGGUAUUUGUAGAUUUAUUUAAUCUUUCAACAUAUCUGGUUCCCCGACACUGGAUCCCGAAGAUGAACCCAAGUAUUCAUAAGUUCCUUUACACGGCUGAAUACUGUGACAGCUCUUACUUCAGCAGUGAUGAAUCGGAUUAA